AUGAUCACACGAUAUGUGAGUCGCCUUAUCAUCAGAAAACUUUGUCAUAUUAGAAAAAUCAGUACUGAAACAGACAAAAAAAUAGCUUCAGUAGGAAUAAUCGUUAUAGGUGAUGAAAUAUUGAGAGGUGAAGUUCAAGACACCAACUCCGCUUUCCUAGCAAAAGAACUACAUAAUUUAGGAAUUGAACUAAAAAAAAUUACCGUAAUUCCCGAUAACGUAAAUACUAUAUCUGAAGAAGUAAUAGAGUUUUCAAAAAAAUACAAUUAUGUAUUGACCACUGGAGGUAUUGGACCCACCCAUGAUGAUGUUACCUUUGAAGGAGUCGCCCUCGCUUUUAAGGAGCCUCUCGUUCUACAUCCCGAUUUAAAACAAAUAUGUAUUCAGUUUUAUAAAAACGAGAACCCCAGUAGUAUGAAAAUGGCUUACAUCCCAAAAUCCUCCAAGCUGCACUACAAAACAAAAUCUGGAGGAAAACUAAGGUAUCCAAACGUAUCUAUACAAAACGUCUAUAUGUUCCCAGGUAUACCAGAACUAUUAAAGAAAACAAUCCUAGAAGCGGGAUCUUUAUUAUUUAAAUCAGACAAGAAAUUCUUUAGCAAAUGUGUUUACUGUAACUUACCUGAAUACGAAAUAGUUACAGAAUUACAACAAGUUGUAAAAGAAUUUCCUGAUGUACAAUGUGGCUGUUAUCCGAAACUGUUUGAUAGUUCUUAUAAAGCCAAAGUUACUUUGGAAUCGUGCUGUGAAGAAUUAACAAGGAAAGCUCACGCUAGACUAUUGGAAUUAUUGCCAGCCAAAUCUGUUGUUAAGGACGAUACAAACGAUUAA
This is a messenger RNA of Ceutorhynchus assimilis (cabbage seed weevil), 831 nucleotides long. NCBI's taxonomy places the organism in Eukaryota, Metazoa, Arthropoda, Insecta, Coleoptera, Curculionidae. The record is from the annotation of a GenBank genome assembly.